GGAAAAAGCUGUGUGGGUUCGUGCCAACCCAUCCCGGCUUCUUCUUUUUUGGUGGUCUUCAUUGCAUCUCCCCUGCGCCGCUUCUGCCUCACUUUCGGCCCGUCGACAAUAUUUCGCCAAACGAGUCGUCGGCGUCUACUCUUUCACCCAAAUCCCUCCCUGUUUUUUCCUGCCCUUUCAUUUUUCUUCGUGUUGCUCAGGCAUCUGCCUUGACUGCUAGCCGCGAGCGACGAGUGUUGCCGCCGCCUCCAACUGGCGUCUGAUCCCAGCCCAAUUUUCCAUGUUUCCCUACCCCAUAUUCCCAAUUGUUCGCCAGUAGGUAGACAGCUCUGGACUCGGCUGGCUCAAUGGACACCUCGAUGGAUCCGUCCAUGGACUUUUCCAUGGACUCAACGGACCCUGCGGAUGCCCCUUUCAGUCAGAAAGGAUCACAGUCUGCUGCCCCAGUCCCGACUAGUCCGGCAGCACUGGACGACCAUGGGUCGGACGUGAGCAGCUCCGAUGACGAGAGCUCAUCGGAUGCUAUGACGGAUGACUCUGACCAGGAUGGAAGCCACGACAACAACCACGACCGCAGUUCGUCUUCUCGACAAAUUCGAUCCGACCAUGCCGCGACGGCGCCCAACCCACAUGCAGCCCGUCACGACACCCGGGACGCCAUCUCGAGAAAACGAAAAGCCCAGAGCGGCCAGCACCAUGACGACACAUCUGCCGCAGGAACACAGAAAGGAGAGGCUGGCGCUGGCUUGCAGCAGGCCAAAAAGGUGAAGCUCAAUGGUGAUGAGGGAGCUGUUGUCUCUGCCGACAGGAGUCACGUCCCACGCGACAGAUCCCUUCUCCCUGCCGAGAUUUGGCAUUGCAUAUUCACUUUCUGCCCUCCCAAAUCCCUUGGGAAUCUCAUGAGUGUCAACAAGUCGUUCCACUCAUAUCUCGACCCAUCUCUUGGACCGUCCUCUGUCCCCGAGCGGCGGCCCGCCUGCUCGGGCGGCGCUGCCAUCUUGAAGCCAAAUGCCAUCUGGCAGGCUUCAAGACGCCUCUACUGGCCUUGCAUGCCGACUCCUCUCAAAUCCAAGACUGAGCUGGACAUGUGGAAGCUGGCGUGCUCCAUCUCGUGUCAAGACUGUGGCAAACCGGGUAACCCAGCUAAUGUGGUUUCCGGUGAGGCUUGUGCCAAUGGCCCUGGCAUGGAUGGAGUCGCCAUCGUGUGGUCUUUUUCAGCUUGUCUUUGUGGGCCAUGUCUACUCGGCAAGUCCGUCAAGGAGAUCGAUCUUCUGCUGUCGUCAUCUACACCUUCGAUGUUGAUGCCUGCAAUCCCCUUUGUGCUCCUGACCGACAAGCUUCAUGUGCUCACCUCGAGCUUGGCCGAGCGUGGUCAACUGCCCAAGGACACCCAACUCACGAAGGUGUUUUGGAGGCCUGGCGUCGAGAGUGUGAAGCAGGAGUUCCUGUCCGUCAAGGGGAUGGGCGUCGCCACCACAGAGGAAUGGCUCAAGGGGCUAGAAGUCCGUGGGACUGAACACCAGCAAGACUCGUCCAGAUGGGAAAAGUACGCCAUCUCGGGGGGUAUCACCAGGAUGAGGCGUGUGCUCUAUCCUGGAUAUGAUCCAAAGUCCCUCGCAUCGGUGAUCCCGACUUCGGCCAAAGCAACUCCGCCCUUGCUCUCCUGUGAUGGCUCCAACGUGACAAUACCACAUGUUUCGGCUUCCAACUUUGUGACCGGGGUACCCUCACUGCCGCCGCGCGCUCCUAUGUCAGCUCGCCAUGAACGCACCCGGGAAGAGGUCGCGGAGCUAAAGGCUACGCGAAAGGCCGAGAUUGAACGAAAGGCCAUGCUUCUUGACCCUCCAAUGCGGCCAAGUCUUCUGCUUCAUAUGCCUUCGUUCCAGGCAGCCACGCAACUCAUCACGCCGUUGGAUGACAAUGCCUGGGAGCUUCUGAAGCCGCGACUACUAGCUCAGAGACAAGAUGCCGAGAAGCGUGAGAAAGAGGCUGCUUUGCAAGCUAGUCUCCAAGAGCAGAUGGCGGAGCAGAACACGACUUCGGAUGCCAGCAAGGAAAAGGAGCCUUCAGAUCACGAUUGGGACGAGAUCCAAGGUCCCCUUCGUGGCCGUAUCUCUCGCCAUGCAGAUGAGGUGAUCCGCAAGAACUGGGACGAUGGCGACAAGGUCACCAAGGACACAUGUGCAGACUUCGCUGCCGACGUGCUCCUCUAUGUCCGAAAGCACUUCUACGCGGACGUGGCAAGAGACGCAGAUGUCGCCCGAGCCAGCGGCAAAGAGCCCAUCGUGGAUCCUCCCAAGGGACCUUUCACGCAAAAACUGACGCUGGAGAACAUGAAGUGGAUCUUUGAUGUCAAGAUUAAGCCUCAUACCGAGUCUUUGCGGAAGGAGCUGUUUCUCUGCAGCGCAUGUCAGGGAAAUUUCAAGUACUACGGAUUUGAGGGUGUUGUGCAGCAUUACGCCGCCAAACACACGAGCGCGCUGAGUGCCGGAAACGUCGUCGUUCAUUGGCGCGCCGAGUGGCCUGAAGCCUCACCAUUUAGCCCCGAUCCCCGGGCCGUCAAGCAAGCCUACCACCAGGCCCGACACGCUAUCUAUCGCCAAGAGAACGGCAAUCCGCAAUAUCCGUACGGCUCGUACCCUGGUGCGCCGCCUCAGCCAUAUCUCCCGCAGCCACCGGCACCAUACCAGGCCCCUCCUGUCCCUGCUCCAUACGGGGCUUCUCAGCCAUACCCUGAGCAAUUCGGUGCCGUUCCACCACAGACAUAUCCACCUCCAGGUGGCUACCCGCAACCGCAGCCGGGCUAUGGACAAGCUCCCUACCAUGCCGCCCCGGCUCCUUACCAGCAGUUUCCACCACCUCCAGCUCCGGCCACUUCGUACCCGCCUUCGAGCUAUGGGGCUCCCGUUCCAGGCCCUGUCACUCCCGCGGCUCAAGCAGGCCCGCCACCGCCUCCGUCUGGCGCAUACGGCUACAAUUAUAGCUCUUUUCAGGGCAACGCCAGCUAUGCCCACACUGGCGGCCAGGCUGCUCCGUUUCCUGACCGCUACCGCGCGCAGCUCGAGGAGAUGGCAAAGCUUUCGCGGGAGCUGUGGAGCUCCACGGCAAACUUGAAGGAUCUUCCUGGGAGUGCGCGGCUGCAGGUCAUAAUCUAUCACAUGGCGAAGCGCUUCUACGGCAAAUUCUCGGAGCCGCCCCCACUCACCAUGUUCAUUGACGGGUUGUCCAACAACAAGGACAUGCGUCCCGUUCGCAACGUCAACGGCCUGAUGUGUAAGGCGUGUCACUCUGGCCUGGUCAACCCGCCCGCAACGGAACAGGAUCGCAAGUCUUUUUCCAUGCCGCAGCUCGCAAAUCACUUUCAGAGCAGGCAUGUUGAGCCGGCAGUGAACUUGGGACAGUACGUGCCCGUUCCCGACUGGGCCUCAGGCAUGAUUCUUGUCCCCGACUUCUCUAGCCAGUCGAGCUUCCGCAAGCCCGCUGCUGGGGGAGGCGAUAGUCAAAAGUAUCAACUUCUCAGCGAGGCACUUCCUCACUUCUUCCAGCCCGCGCCGCAUCAGGGUGCACCCUCCCAAGCCCCCGACGACACACAGUGGCCACCAAAACCAGAGUACCCUACUCACUCACAGCUCCCCACGUCGGCCGACCACCAUGAACGGUUCUACGGAUCAGCCGGCCCGGGUACUGGGGCGACAGAAAAUAUGCAGUUACAUGCGACAAAUGGCCAUGGUAAUGGGCUCCCCAAAGCACAGAGUGGAGGGUACUAUCCGCAACUUAGCCAACAGGAACAAAACGGCAAGAACAAAAAGAAGAAGCAAGGAGCGAAGGGGCAAAAUGGCGCCAGUAUGUCUCGCAAGGGACUCGACGACAGGGUCCCCCGUACACGGACCAACGAGCUCAGCGAGCGCGAGUUCAAAGACGAUGAAGAGCAGGAGCGGCGACAAGAGGAGGAGAUACGUGCCAUGUGGGCUGCCGAUCGUGCACAGACCGCUCGCCUGCCGUCGGUUCCUCCUGUGACACAACCCGGCAACGGCCCGGCUGGCGCUGUCCGAGUCUCGGGUAGACACAUGGAGCCGAUGACGGAGGCUCCACAGGCGAGAGUCGGACCUCCGCCAAGACAGAUAAAAGAAGAGAGCCUGCCGUCAAUGUCUCGAAUUCAGGCGCCCCUAAAAACAGCUUACCAGCCACAGCCGCCCAUCUACCACCCAUCAGACCAUCAACCACCUAACGCAUCUGACCGUGAAGGCUCAGACCCACUGGCGGCCUUGGAGCUGUAUCUCGAUCAAGAACGCAACAGGACGUCUGCAGACUCGCGCCAACAGCCCACUCCGCGGCCAGGAUAUGGCGACGAUCGCCAUCGAGCCAUGUCUCGAGAUCCUCAUGGGAGCCAGAUACCGUCCCAGGACAAUUACCGCCACCGGUACAGCACUGCUGGGGCCGAGGGGAGCCGCCGUCGAUCACUAUCGCCCGUCUAUGUCAGAUAUGUCGACCAAGGCCCUCCAGCAGACAAAUAUCGCGAGCGGAGUCCACCACCGCCACUCCACGGUGAGCCACUAUACCGCGCGCGACAGGCACCUGCGUUGGAAGAGGUCAUUUACGGGAGGGCACCUCCUCGCGAGUACUAUGAAAUCCUCGGCGAAGAACCAAGGCCGCGGCAGGUUGAGUACGAAGCGUACGAGCUUGUGAAGGCUCGAGACUCUCAGGGCGAGUACUACAUCAGGCGUCCGGUCCGGCGGCAACCGGAGAUCGAAGGAUAUUACAAUUCUUCUCAUCAGGCCGGCCCCUACUCCGCUAGCGGGCCCGCUCGACGUGAAGUAUCAUAUGCUCCAUAUGAACAAAGGGCCCGCUACCCGUCUCGACAGCCGCAGCCGUCUUAUGAUGGCCGAGAGCCGGUGACUUCUAGAGCCGCAGAGCCAGGCCCAAUGUCACGAGCAGAUGCAGCAUACUACGAGGAGUAUGACCCACACUACCCAGCAACGGCACACCCACCUCCGGGACCCAUUGCGCGCCCGGAGAGGUAUCGCUGAAUACCGCAUUCGGAUGAUUCCUGCUGGGGCAAGCUUUGUAUUGUUACUCGCGAUGACUAAAAAUGGCCGGUACGGUCGGAGUCUGGCUUAGAUAGCAAGGACGCCCUCGUCACAUGAUAAGGAUGGAGGGGAAUGACUGGAGCGAUACUACGGUUGGGUCGUUUGGUUGAUGAACGAUAAC
Messenger RNA from Gaeumannomyces tritici R3-111a-1, 5208 nucleotides. RefSeq lists its product as hypothetical. The coding region runs from base 348 to 5027 and encodes 1559 amino acids. Lineage: Eukaryota; Fungi; Ascomycota; Sordariomycetes; Magnaporthales; Magnaporthaceae. Gene Ontology annotation, molecular function: protein binding. The record is from RefSeq and is a predicted model, not a curated record. The transcript is spliced from 3 exons.